AUGCUCGUCAAGCAGCAAAGAGAAGCAAAUGUCGGCAGAGCAUCAGCUCGUCAUGGUGUGGACGACUUUGGUCGACCCGCCGCAGUAUGGACAGAGAGUGGCAGUUUGUGUGUUUUUAGCAGGAGCCUCUCAGAAGAGGAGAGGGGCUGGAGGCUGGUCCAGGCGGCUGAGCGGGGGGCAGUGGGGCAGCUGAGGGCGCUGAUCGCCGCAGGGGCCCACGUGGGGGCGAGGGGCGGGUGGGGGCAGACCGCCCUGCACUGGGCAGCGUACAGGGGAGACGUCGAGGCGGUGUGGCUGCUGGUGGGGGCGGGGGCGGCGGUGGACGCCAGGGAUGGCGGUGGGUGUACGCCACUGCAUUACGCGGCAGCCAACGGCCACGCAGAAGUGGUGGCUGCGCUGCUCGACGCGGGGGCCGACAGGGGGGCCACAACUGGUGAUGGGGAGACAGCGCUGGACAUCGCCAGGCAGUUCAACCACAGGCGGCUGGUGGAGAUGCUGUCAUGA
Molecule: messenger RNA, 504 nt
Organism: Schistocerca cancellata (South American locust)
Lineage: Eukaryota; Metazoa; Arthropoda; Insecta; Orthoptera; Acrididae
Product: ankyrin repeat domain-containing protein 65-like
Exons: 2
Coding region: 1-504 (167 amino acids)
Cellular component (GO): cytoplasm; nucleus
Molecular function (GO): protein binding
Source: RefSeq, a predicted model, not a curated record